GCAAGAGGGUGUGUAGAAAAUUCCUAUAUAAUGCAAACGCUGCGGUAAAGACCCAAAACCCUAGCUCUUCACGAACCACCUCACGCUAUCCUCAUCCAUUUAUACAUCCCUGCUCUUCUCUCUCUUUCUCUCCCCGCCCCUGCUUCCAAACCAAAAACCCUAGUUAGCUUCCUUAUCCCCUCCUCUCCGCCGUCAAUUUAUUUUCACCACCAAGUCGGUGAUUGACAUAAAAAGCUCCAAUACGAUGUCGUCAGACGACGAGAGAGAGGAGAGAGAGUUGGAUCUCACAUCCCCUGAAGUCAUCACCAAAUACAAAAGCGCCGCAGAAAUUGUCAACAAGGCAUUGCAGUUAGUGAUAUCAGAAUGCAAGCCAAAGGCUAAGAUUGUUGAUAUUUGUGAAAAAGGCGAUUCUUUUAUAAGAGAGCAAACUGGUAACAUGUAUAAAAAUGUGAAGAAGAAGAUUGAAAGGGGAGUUGCUUUUCCAACUUGUGUUUCUGUCAACAACACUAUUUGCCAUUUUUCUCCACUUGCUAGUGAUGAAUCGGUCUUGGAAGAAGGAGAUAUUGUCAAGAUUGAUUUGGGCUGUCAUAUAGAUGGAUUUAUUGCUGUUGUUGGACAUACCCAUGCUCUUCAAUCAGGGCCAGUUACAGGUAGGGCAGCUGAUGUUAUUGCAGCUGCAAAUACUGCUGCUGAAGUUGCCUUGAGGCUUGUAAGGCCUGGCAAGAAGAAUAAAGAUGUAACAGAAGCUAUCCAGAAGGUUGCUGCUGCUUAUGACUGCAAAAUUGUUGAAGGUGUUCUCAGCCACCAAUUGAAGCAGUUUGUGAUAGAUGGAAACAAGGUAAUUCUGAGUGUCUCCAAUCCCGACACAAGAGUUGAUGAUGCAGAAUUUGAGGAAAACGAAGUGUAUGCCGUGGAUAUUGUCACAAGUACAGGGGAAGGCAAGCCAAAACUGUUGGAUGAGAAGAGUACUACUAUAUACAAGAGAGCUGUAGACAAGAAUUAUCACUUGAAAAUGAAGUCUUCGAGAUUUAUUUUCAGUGAAAUUAAUCAGAAAUUUCCAAUCAUGCCAUUCACUGCAAGAGCUCUCGAAGAGAAAAGGGCCCGGCUGGGAUUAUUAGAAUGCGUGAAUCACGAUCUUCUGCAGCCCUAUCCUGUUCUUCAUGAGAAGCCUGGUGAUUAUGUUGCUCAUAUCAAGUUUACAGUACUGCUAAUGCCAAAUGGAUCAGAUCGGAUCACUUCACAUUCACUGCAAGAAUUGCAGCCUAGCAAGACGAUAGAUGAUCCUGAAAUCAAGGCCUGGUUGGCUUUGGGUACAAAGACAAAGAAGAAGGGUGGUGGGAAGAAGAAGAAAGCUAAGAAGUCUGGUGAAAGAGCUGAGUCAACAGAAGCUGAACCCAUGGAUGCAACAACAAAUGGGGCUGCUGCGCAAGAAUGAUCUUUAUAUAGAUUUUGCCCAUUUGUCCAGUUUUGGAACUCUAUUCACCUUCUUGUAUCUGGUUGGUUGAGAAAUUUUUUAAUAUAGUGUCUAGACAUUGAUCCUAA
Messenger RNA from Populus nigra (black poplar), 1542 nucleotides. RefSeq names its product ERBB-3 BINDING PROTEIN 1-like. The record is from RefSeq and is a predicted model, not a curated record. Bases 245 to 1435 code for a protein of 396 amino acids. NCBI's taxonomy places the organism in Eukaryota, Viridiplantae, Streptophyta, Magnoliopsida, Malpighiales, Salicaceae. The transcript is spliced from 10 exons.